UCCAGGGCGAUUGCAUGGACCGGCCUUCGGUCGUCGAUCUCGGCUCGUCGAUCCGGAGGGUCCCUCUGUGGGGAGCUGGCAAGAUGGGAUGGAAAAUCCGGACACGGGGCCGAAUUUGUUGGCCAUGCCGAAAUGAGCCUGGUGGGAGACCUGGAAUCGAUCAGUCACUGGUUCCCAGGAUCCUGCCAGCCUGCGGGUGGGAGCCUCUGGCGCCUCUGAGAGGACGAGCUCUGCUAUGGGCUGCAAAUUCCAGGUCCUCCUACUAAUUAUACACACCCACACACACACAGCCAACUGAACUGGCCUGGGGUUUUGUGGGGGCCCUUCCCAGACAUCCGGUGCUCGUUCGGCAGAGGAAUGAGGUGGCUUUGGAGGUCUAGAAGAAACGAUCGACAGUCUCUGGGUUGUGCAUAUUUCUUGCAGAGAUCGGCAAUCGACGGACUGGCAGACUGGCAGGCCUGGCAGGCCUGGGUAACCGCCGGGCCACGCGUUACCCACAGGUCUGGUCGUCUGUCGUCUGGUCGUCUGGUCGUUGGUUUCUUCUUUUCCCGCUGUGUGGUAACUUGCUCCAACUUAUCAACCUAAUCAUCUUAUAAUCUUACGCACAGUAGUCAGGUACGUGGUGAGUGGCGGUCUGCUCGGAUCUCAGCCCACCUGCCCAUGCCAGCCCUCUGCAAGUGGAAUGGCUUGACGAGUUAUUGAAUUCUGUGAUGCACUCUAAUAAUCCCGCUCUCGUCCCAUCUCUGCCGGGCCCCUCAAUGCUCAUCCAUCAUGGCCAAGCUCUGCCGAGGCCAGGGCCAGGGCCAGGGCCAGGGUCAGGGCCAGGUCACCCACACCCAACCCACAGCAUAUACCAGACAGAGUACUUAAGUACUUGAGCACAUACCAAUUACACACUCACGCACACACCUUCCCCUUCCGGGGGGGGCCCUUUCCUGUCCUCGCCGAAUUAAUUCUCUUGGACUGGACAGUAUAACAGAGUACGUACCCCGUACCUUGCUGUCCGAGUACCCUCCCCUGCCCUGUCCGUCCGUCUGUCUGUCCAUUCCUCGUGUCCUUGAGCUUGUUGGCCUUCUUCUUGUUUUGUUUUGUUUCUUCUUGUUUCUUGCAUUGCCAAUUGCCAAUUCCCCCAUCCCCACCAACCACCUGUCUGCCACCGACUUGACUUUUGUCUGGGUCGCCUAGCAAACAAGGUCUGACCCAGUCCCUAUACGGCCAGCCUAGGAGCCGUCCUCUUUCCUCCUCUUGCCCUUUCGAGCCUCGUCACCUCCUCCACGGCCGGUUUUGGUAGCGCCCCCCCCCCCAGAGCCUGGUGCCCACGCCUCACGCCUCACGCCCGGCCGCAUCCAAAUUUAACUCCCAGAGGAAUCCUACGGCCAAGGUUCUCGCAGCCUUUCAACGGCCCGACAUUCGAGCUAUUGAUCUGAUCAGUCAGAAUAUCGACCUUGGGCCCAGACCUCGAGCUUCCCUCUCACGCCCCCGCAGUUGUUGUUCCCGCGCCUCGCCCUGCGUCUCGCUGCUAGAAAACAAAGACGCUUUCUUCUCUGAGCGUCAUCACCCUAGCUCUCCAGCUGCUUGCGCAAGCUUGCCCUUUUGCACAUUACACCGCGUCUCUUCGUCUACAGUGUCGCUUCGGUCUGGCGUGUCCUAUUGGCUUGGCCUUCCGCUCUGCGGGAAGCGACUUAAUUUUACCCGUCCGCGUCUAAGCUAUUCUCGCCCUCGAGCAGGCCCUGGACAGACCCAAGCUUCUUAAGAUUAGCCUCUCCCUCCCUCCCCUCCUCCCCUCCUCCCCUCAGGCUUUACCUUGGUCAGCCCUGCUAGCCGUCUUCGUUCCCGAGUCCCGGCCCUACCUGAGGGCUAUCGCUACCUUGGCGCUACAUUAAAAGGGCAUGGGCCGAACCCGCCCCACGAGGUGAUCAAGAGCGAAUCCGGGUAAUCGCGCGACGAUCGUCUGCAUUUUUACCACCACGAGACCACCGUCCCGACGUCGAUCUUUUCAUACACCUCCCUCGGUGACCGCUACCGUCGGUCAUCAGUCACUCGUUGAGGAAACCCUGGGGCCGCCUGUGUCACCGGGUUAUGUUUCACAUGAAUCAAAUGUGUUGUGCAGCCACGAUAUGACCAUGGCUAUCCUCACCAGCCCUCUCCCUGACCACCUUGCCCACGCCGACACGGCGCCUUCAUCCACAGCCCGGCACCACAGGCCAUGGAUACAAUGGCCCAUGGCCCUGGGUCUUGUGCUGUCGCUGGCUUCGCCGGCGCUGGCCUACAAGGCCCAUACCACAAUCGAUGAGUUGCCACAGCCGACAGAGGCUCCAUACCUGGCCGAGGCGCUCUUGCUGGACACACACGUACCAGUCUUGGACCAGGGACGGUGGAUCACCAUGGAUCCGCCAGAGAAUGAGCUCCGGAGGAGGGCGACGGCCGCCCCUUCAGUUACCACCACAUUCGAGAUCACAAUAUCACAGUCGCCAACCGCCAGCCCACUACCCAGCCCCUUUGACGGUGGCAUAACAACAAACUUCACCUCCACCACCUGCCCAUCCUUUUUUGACAACAUGCUUGCCGAUCCCGAGUUGCAGGCGUGCUAUCCCGUGUCGUUGAUGCUUCAGAGCUCGCAGUCAUUUUUUGAGGCUGAGAAGUCGCUUGUCAGCAUAUCCACCGUGCUCGAUCAUGCGUGUGCGGCAGACCGCAUUCACUGCACCGAUUAUCUCGCCUCCGUGGCAAGGAAUUUGACCGACUCGAGCAAUUGCGGCCAGGACUAUCAAGCCAACAACCCGAUGAUCAGGGAAGCUUACCUGGGUCUCAUCUCCUACCAGGUCGUAUACAGUGCCACCUGUCUGAAGGACCCGGAAACAGCUGUCUAUUGUUUCGGAAACUCGGUGACAAACCAGACGAACCCGACGGAAACAUACUUCUACUAUCUACCUCUGAAUUCCACCCUGCCCGGCGGUACCGUGCCCAUCUGCGCACCCUGCCUACAGCAGACCAUGGAAAUUUACCAAGUGGCCACGGCGAACCGAAGGCAGCCAAUUGCCGACACCUAUGAUUCGGCCGCCGAGCAGGUCAACACUCUAUGCGGCCCCAGUUUCGCAAAUACCACCAUGCCCGAGGCCAUCGUGACCAGCGCCGGGUUCUCGACUCUAAGCCGAGGACCGUCAUGGUUGCUCCCCUCCACGGUGUUGAUCAUGGCAGCGAGUUGGCUUCUGUGAUAAUCUACCCACGCCCGACAUUGAUCGCCGCGGUUCUUUGCUUCAUCAUGUUGGCAUUUCUGCCAUAGUUUCGCCUUUACUCUACGACUAUACUUGGACAUCUAAGCGAUUUGAUACCCCUCAUACUAUACUGUUACUGUUUACAUUCUAUUCUUCUGGACACCUUCCCCACUCUGGAGGCUCCAGCUCUUGGACGGCGUUUCGAUUUUUUUUUUGGGUCGGCUCUCUUGUUUGGUUGAGAGACGUGAAAAGGCUUGGGCUUUGGGUAGCGGCUCGUGCUUGGGACUUUCAGAAGGCUUGAAAGUCUCGGGACCAAUCGAUACUGGUCUCGGUUAGGUAGACCGAGGCUCUGGUCACCUCGCACAGAUAUGGCGUUUUGGAAAAUUGCCUCCUUACCCACUUGGGCUUCACUCAUCACCUGUCCAGAUGUAUCCCUGGGCAUGGUCUUUACUGGAUAUAUCUAUGUUCUUCGGGACACACCAUAUGCUACCUAUGCUCUCAUGGUUUAUUGAUAAUCACUAGAUAAAUAAGAAUGAACACAUCCAUGAUGGAUGGACACCAGCAAUACCCAUA
Diaporthe batatas is the source of this 3785-nucleotide messenger RNA. RefSeq lists its product as uncharacterized. The coding region runs from base 2118 to 3212 and encodes 364 amino acids. Lineage: Eukaryota; Fungi; Ascomycota; Sordariomycetes; Diaporthales; Diaporthaceae. The record is from RefSeq and is a predicted model, not a curated record. The transcript is spliced from 2 exons.